Messenger RNA from Scylla paramamosain (green mud crab), 1603 nucleotides. RefSeq names its product homeobox protein Nkx-2.2-like. Gene Ontology annotation, molecular function: RNA polymerase II cis-regulatory region sequence-specific DNA binding; DNA-binding transcription factor activity, RNA polymerase II-specific. Gene Ontology annotation, cellular component: nucleus. Gene Ontology annotation, biological process: cell differentiation; regulation of transcription by RNA polymerase II. Lineage: Eukaryota; Metazoa; Arthropoda; Malacostraca; Decapoda; Portunidae. The record is from RefSeq and is a predicted model, not a curated record. Bases 187 to 1098 code for a protein of 303 amino acids. The transcript is spliced from 3 exons.
UGGCAAGGGCGGGAGUAGCUUCGUGAAGUGCUCGUGUGUGAAGGGAAGCGCCAAAAACCUAACCUAACCUAACCUAACUACCAAAUUGGGUUGUUUCGGGGUGUUUUGAAGAGGUUUUCAGUGUUUGUGCGUGUGUUUGUUUGUUCGUGUGUUCGUGUGGUGUCUUCUGCUACUGCUACAGCCGCCAUGAUUACUGUGCAGGAGAAGCGGCCAGCGGGGCGAGGCUUCAGCGUGCGGGACCUGCUGCAGCUGCACGAGGCGGCGCCCCCACCCACCCCUCGUCCCGCGGAGCAGCAGCAGCAGCAGCAGCAGCCACAGCAGCCACAGCAGGCUGCACUGCAGCAGGGUGCUGUGCCGCCCGGCGCAGUACAGGCUGCGGCAGACUCCACGGAGCAGGCCGCCGCCCUCACGCCGGCAGAGGAGGAGCUGGAGGCGCUGGAGGUAGAGGAAGACACGGAGACAGGCGGGCGCAAGAGGAAGCGGCGCAUUCUGUUCAGCAAGACGCAGACCUACGAGCUGGAGCGACGCUUCCGCCAGCAGCGCUACCUGUCGGCGCCGGAGCGGGAGCACCUGGCGGCGCUGCUGGACCUGACGCCCACGCAGAUCAAGAUUUGGUUCCAGAACCAUCGCUACAAGACCAAGAAGCUGAUCAGGGAGCGCGGCCUGGAAGGGCCGCCCCUGCCGCCUCUCGGCACCUUCUCCCAGUCCCUGCGCUGUCUGGCGCCCGCAGGUCCCGCCGCCCGCCUGCAGGAAUACCUGCCGGGUCCCGCACCGCCCCUGCUACACCUGGGCCUGCACCAGGCACAGUUCCCUGGCCUGCUGCCCUUCCUGCCCGUGUGCCCCUUCCCGCCCCCAGCCCUGCCCUCCUCGCCCUCCCUCCUGGCGCAGGCCGCCGCCGCUGCCGCCGCCGCCGGGCCGCUGCGCACGUCCCUGGCCUCCACGCUCACCCCGCCCACCACCGCCUCGCUGCUGCCGCACACGCCGCCUACCAGCGGCGCGGCGUCGCCUCCCGCCGUGGCCGCCGCCGCGCCGCCCGUCACCACCGCCCUGUCGCUGUCGCGGGCUGGCUCCCUGCGGCCCGAGGGUGUGUGCUGGUGAGGUGCGGCGCAGCGCCGCGCCCAGACUGUGAUGUGUCGCGCGUCACGGUGCAGUGACGGUGCCGCCGCGGCGAGGCGACCAAGGCCGCGGCCGCCACGACCUUGGUGACGCUGCCUGCCGGCGCCGCGCCGCGCCCCGCAGAAAGAGCCACGCCCGCCAACCCGGACAGUGCCACCGCGACCCGUGUGACCCGCGAGGCACCACCGGCACCCGCCACCAACUCCUGCCGCUGCAGGGCUGCUGCCGCCCUGCUGAAUGCUGUGGGAGAGGCAGCAGCAGGAAGAGGCGCCUCACACCAUGCACGGACACAGUUCAAAGGUGUAGUACUGGGGGAGUGAUGGAGCUGACCACAGGACAUGAUGAUGUGUUGGUGAUGACAGUGAUGAUGACGGUGAGGUGGUGAUGACAAUGAUGACCAGGAAAAUGAUGUUCAUGACUAUGAUGAUGAUGAUGAUGAUGAAUAAGUAUGAUAAUAAUAAUGAUACUAUUAAUAAUAAGAUGAAAU